Messenger RNA from Diversispora eburnea, 159 nucleotides. Lineage: Eukaryota; Fungi; Glomeromycota; Glomeromycetes; Diversisporales; Diversisporaceae. The record is from the annotation of a GenBank genome assembly.
AUGGGCUGUAUCAGAGAUAUAAAUAACAUCAACAAAUUUUGUAAAGAUGAAAAUUCACUUAAGGCAGCUCGAGAGCCACCAAAUUCUGCUCGAAAUAACGGUACUACAGAUUCCAUUCGUGCAACUAAAACUUCUAAUAUGGUUACAAAUUCUACUUGA